CCGCCAGUCAGUGAACAACCGGGGUGUACGUAGCUAGAUAUGCCUAAGAACCAGUGCACGUAGAAUCCUGCAUAGGUUUACACUGAGUUUAUGGACGAGCACUGAGUACUGACGGGGAGCAUGUUUAAAACCGAUCCUGUGUUUAGUAACGUUAACUGAGUCGCAGAAAUCACAGAAUCAGAAAAUUAGUGGACGAGAAGUAGUUGAGCCAGCCGGGUCCGACAGUCAGCGUGUGGGAAUGGCAGCUCUCCGGCCGAUAAAAGGCAUCCUGAAGAACAAGAACAGCGGGACAAACGUCCAAUCCCUGCCCGAAGAAGUACCGGAAGACAGUCCCGAACAAGAGCCCAUACUCUCGGAAGAUGACCCACAGAAAAAAUCCCAGAAAUGGGAUGAGAUGAACAUCCUGGCCACGUACCAUCCGGCUGACAAAGACUACGGUAUGAUGAAGAUCGAUGAACCCAGCACACCUUACAACAGGAUGGUGGGGGACGAGGAUGAUGAAGGGGCGCUGAGUGACACGGACGGCCACGGCGGACUCGCAGCUGAUGACCUGGCAUCGAAGUUGGUGGCAGCAGAGAGCUCAGAGCCUCGCUUCAUGAAGGAAGAAGAAGUAGAAGAAGAAGACGAGGAGACCAGCGAGGAGGAGGAAGACGAGCUGAGUCCUGAAGAACAAGCCAAAAAGACGCAUUUUCAGAUGAUGAGGAAGAUGCACUACAAUGAGGGCAUGAACAUCAAGCUGGCCCGCCAGCUCAUCGCCAGCGAGCUCGAAGAGGACGCAGACGAAGAGAUGAGGGACGACACCGAGGAAGUAAAGGAGGACACAGAGGAGACGGAGGAGAUCAGCGUUGACCCGCCACAGGAAGCUGAUUCUCUGGAUUCGUAGAGGAGGCUUCUUUCCCCAAAUUACAGCCCUUGUGUGUCGGCUCCAGAUCGGGACAGACAAUGCCACCUGCGCUCUGUGUUUUUUAAUGCCGGGCCGCACAGCAGACACCGCUUCACCACUCGUAUAACAAACCUCAACAGCCAAUAACCUCCCGGUCACCUGUCUCUCUAGACUAUUCUUUAGAAACUGUGCAAUAUAACCUUCAAAACAAACCUGGUUUUUAUCUCCCAGAAUGCAACACACAAGAGAAGACUGUUGCUCCCUCCUCCUCAUCCUCCUCCUCCUCCUCUCCUUUUUGCCAAGAAUGUCCCCCUCCUACCUCCUCUGGACUGGCAUCGCACUGAAGGAUAUGUGAUUCUGACCCUGAAAGGAGGAUCAAGGUCCGUUAGAAAAAAACAAACAGCCGGAUACCAGGCCCCCCGUCUGGCCACUCUACAGUCCUUCUGUACGUGAGCCCUGGAGAAAACCAGGGGAAACCCCACCGAAGGCAUAUCUGAGACGUAACAACAGCGAUUUUACUGGGUGCUCUUCAGGUGGCUUUUACUUCUACUUUUGCUUUGUGACUCACCACUCUGUUGCAUUUUCUUUCCUCCUUCAGUACUUUUUGUGAUUUAAAAAAAAAAAAAAAUUGGGACACUGUGAUGACCAGUUGGGUUGUCACCUUUGUUUUACCUUGUGAUUCAGGUACGCCAUUCAUAUUGGCAUACUGGUGUUAUGAUCAUUUAGGAGCUAUAUAUUAGUCUCUAAUAGCACAAGACAACAUGACCUACAUCAUCUAAACGUAAUUAUAAAGAACCAUCCACAUUUGACAUCAUACAGUACAUACUUAAUAUAUAACAUAUUUAAUACACACGUGUGCUGUGGUGUCUCACUUUGAUGCUUGCAGUCAAUUGUAUGGCUUUUUGCUUAAGAUCAAUUAAAACAACAAAGACCAUCAUUAAUAUAUAUUUGCAAUUUGCUGAUUUUUUUCCCCCAGAACUUUUUAUUUACUUCUCUCUUUGCAAGCAAGCACAGCAAACCUCAAUUACAAUUCUGGCAUUUUAAAAAAACAAACACGUAUACCUCAUAGAACCAGACGAUAGGCCUUUUUUUUCCAAAAUGAAAUCCACUGAUACAUUUGGCAUGUAGGUCGUCUAUCGACGGUAUUGAAGUCCUACAUGUGAGGUACAGCUUGUGCUACUGAUUAACAGCACAGCGCUCCGUCUUUAAGCUCUGAUGUAGGGUUUGACAAAGAAGAAACCAGCUCUUACAUGAUUUGUUUAGUUGACUUCUUACUGCACGGGAGCUUCACCAGACAGAAUUGUGUGUAAUAUUAUUCGAGGAAGGUACAUUCAUCUACUUGGUGUUUCAUUUCUCACCUGGCUUCAUCACAUUUUAAUUUACGACGCAGCUUGGGAAUGUCAAAGAGAAGUUAUUGAUGCUACUGACUUUAGUUAAAGCAGAUGUUGCCAGCGGAGUUCACCACUAAGGCUUAUUGGAGUUUUUUUGUAACAGCUGGAGUUCCUACAGGUGUCGACAAAGUCUUAAAUUGUUGCAUUUGACAAAAGUAUUGAGGGGUAAAAAAAAGACAAUGAUCCUGGUGGCACGCAUGGAGUUGUUGGUGGUCAGUUUCUGAGGGGAUUCUUACUUUUACUAUGAUUGAGCUAUACACUGUAUGACUUCACUAGAACCGAACAAUUUGAGGGAUACGUAUGGAGGAACCCUGAGUGUGUCUUGUGUUCUCUUCAUUUUCUUCUGACCCUUUAAUUACUCACUGUGGUUGAAAGUGUUGAGCUCUUUUUUUUUAAAAAAAAAAAAAAAAAAAAAAAAAAAUGGAAAUACAAAAGUUCAUAUAAAGUCCACAGACCAACAGUGUGUCUUCUGCAAACGUCCCUUUGCAGUUCGUUUUGUUCUCGGUAGUUUAGUAUUUGGUGGUGUUAUGUUUUUUUUUUGCCAUUAUUGAAGUUAAAGCAACUUCCUUUUGGCCAUUUCCACUAAUCAACAAGUUCACAUCCGAGCAGUUAAUCAUCACAUGGUUAUUGUAGAGAUACAGGUGUAUGUCUGGAAAUACAGAUGCUGACGAUACCGUCGUCUUCUAUUCUGUUCACUGAAUUCGUGGGCAGAUGACAGACGGCGGCAGAGAAGCUGAGAUGUUCGGUUUAUGUUCUCACAAAUGAUCUGCCCUGUAGGUGGUUAUUACCUGUCAAAUGUGCCUCUUAUGUAUUUAUGUACAUGUGUGUAAAAUGAACAGGCUAUACUCCGUGUUACCGUUUUACUUUCACCUCGCGUGUCCUCCGACUCGCUUUUUGUUACUGCACCACGUCUGCCCUGUUUGGUUUGUUUUCUAAGAACGACAGACUGUUGAACACUAUGUGUCUGUCUCAGUUAUUUCCAGUUGAAGCAUGUCCUUAAUCAUUGGAUUGUGUGUAUUCUGUUUUGUUUUUGUCUCCUACCAUUAAACAAAUGUUGUUAUGAACUCG
Messenger RNA from Anarrhichthys ocellatus (wolf-eel), 3342 nucleotides. It is a transcript of the gene ppp1r2, whose product is annotated as protein phosphatase 1, regulatory (inhibitor) subunit 2. The record is from RefSeq and is a predicted model, not a curated record. Gene Ontology annotation, molecular function: protein phosphatase inhibitor activity. The transcript has 6 exons. Gene Ontology annotation, biological process: regulation of signal transduction. The coding region runs from base 239 to 883 and encodes 214 amino acids. NCBI's taxonomy places the organism in Eukaryota, Metazoa, Chordata, Actinopteri, Perciformes, Anarhichadidae.